Messenger RNA from Lodderomyces orthopsilosis Co 90-125, 1794 nucleotides. Its product is annotated as MFS transporter. The coding region runs from base 1 to 1794 and encodes 597 amino acids. Gene Ontology annotation, biological process: xenobiotic detoxification by transmembrane export across the plasma membrane. The transcript has a single exon. Lineage: Eukaryota; Fungi; Ascomycota; Pichiomycetes; Serinales; Debaryomycetaceae. The record is from RefSeq and is a predicted model, not a curated record. Gene Ontology annotation, molecular function: fluconazole transmembrane transporter activity.
AUGAAGCAAUUGAUUACCGAUUCCUUUGUAGGUCAAAUCUUGUAUCGAAUUUCAGGUAGAAAGAUUUUCUUACACCGUGAUGAAUUACCUGAUUAUGUCAUUCCUGAAAAAUACUUGGUAAAUAACGAUAAACAACCAGAAUAUGAGUUUCCAAGAGGAGAAGAUGAAGGAGAGGAAAACAACAACAACAACAACAACAACAACAACAAUGACAACAUAGAUGCUGCUGAUGAUUCACUCAAUCAAGAUGUUGGGGAAAAGGAAAAACAACAGGAUACGAAGACCGACAGUACUUCCAACUCCAUCGAAACAUCCACCGAGUCAAAUUCCAAAGACGGUUCGAAAUCGGAUUACAUUAUAGUUACAUGGGAUGGCGAUGAUGAUCCAGAUAAUCCUUACAAUUGGCCAUUUUAUCUCAAAGCCAUAAUGGCGUUCCAAAUUGCUUUUUUAACUGUGUCAGUAUAUAUGGGUUCAGCAAUUUAUACACCGGGUGUUCAAGACAUAAUGACUAAAUUCAGCAUUAAUGAAACUAAAGCAGUGUUACCGUUAACCAUGUUUGUUAUUGGAUAUGGUAUUGGUCCCAUAUUCUUCAGUCCCUUGAGUGAAGACUCCCGAAUUGGUAGAACUCCAUUGUACAUCAUCACUCUAUUCAUAUUUUGUAUGAUGCAAAUCCCAACCGCUUUAUCGACUAGUCUUGCAGGAAUGUCGGUGUUGAGAUUGAUUGCGGGAUUUUUUGCUAGUCCUGCUUUAAGUACCGGUGGCGCUUCAUUUGGUGAUUUUAUUACAUUACCUUAUUUUGUUGUGGGAUUAGCUACUUGGGCAUUAGGUGCAGUGUGUGGACCCAGUAUUGGACCAUUGAUUGGAGCUGUUUUGGUACAAAGAGGUGGCCAUAAUGGGUAUGAAAGCUGGCGUUGGACGUUUUGGUUUAUGGCUUUGAUUUCAUCAUGUUUUUUGAUUCUUGGAUGGACAUUACCCGAAACCUAUGCUCCUAAGUUAUUACGUCAAAAAGCUGAAAGAUUGAGAAAAUUGACUGGAAACGACAAGAUUGUAUCCCAAGCCGAAUUGGACCAUGGAUCAACGUCAACUGGUGAGGUUGUUCGCAAAUUACUUUGGCGUCCUUUUGAAAUCACCAUAACUGAACCAGUGGUUUUAUUAAUCGGAAUUUAUAUUGCUUUGGUAUACAGUAUCCUUUACUUGUUUUUCGAGGCAGUCCCCAUUGUGUUUCAAGAAACUAAGCAUUUCACUUUGGUUGAAAUGGGAGUCACUUAUCUUUCAGUUGUGAUUGGAAUUUUCUUUGGUGGUGCUAUAUAUAUCCCUUAUGUUUAUAAAGUGUUUACUAAACCAUUACUUGCAGGUCAAUAUGAUAAAGUCACUCCGGAGAUUUUUUUACCACCAGCAAUCUUAGGAGCUUGUUUAAUGCCAGUCGGGUUGUUUAUUUUCGGUUGGACAUCUUCACCCAAAAUCCAUUGGUUCCCGCCAUUAAUUGGAACUGGAAUUUUCGCAAUAGGCGCAUUCAUCAUUUUCCAAACAUUGUUUAAUUAUAUGGCUGCUAGUUUUAAAGUUGAAUAUUUGGCUUCAGUAUUUUCAUCGAAUGCCUUUUUCAGAAGUGUUGUUGCUGGUUGUUUUCCACUCUUUGGAAGAGCUUUAUUUUUAAACUUGAGCAUCAAGAACUAUCCUGUGGGAUGGGGUACUACAUUGUUGGCAUUCUUGUGUUGUUUGAUGAUUCUUAUUCCAGUGUUUUUCUAUUUGAAUGGACCUAAGUUGAGAGCAAGGUCGAAAUAUGCCAAUCAUUGA